This is a messenger RNA of Arabis nemorensis, 414 nucleotides long. NCBI's taxonomy places the organism in Eukaryota, Viridiplantae, Streptophyta, Magnoliopsida, Brassicales, Brassicaceae. The record is from the annotation of a GenBank genome assembly.
AUGACGACGGAGAAGAAGCAGCUUCACCAGGAUUCCAAGAGGCUACCGGACUUGACUGAAUCUCUGCGUUCUAAAUCCGUAGUUGAAGAACUGGUAGAAAUCGAAACACAUGGGUUUGGCUUUGAUGCUCUGACCGAUGAUUACAAAGUGGUCAAGUUUGUUGAUAGUAACAGUGGUCUCAACGCUAGUGUCUACUCUCUCUCAGGGCAGACUCAUGGAGACGGCUUCGUAAUCCGCGUUAUAGGCACGUACAUCCCGCUUCCGGUGUUCAUCUCAACGGAGCAGUCCACUGGAUUUUCAAACUUGAAGAGGGUCAAAACAAGAGAGUGGUUGCAUCAUUUGAUCUUAAGACAGAGGAGUUCCGUGAUAUUUCCUUGCCUGAUGAGGUCGAGGAGUGUAACCAUAUGUUCAUGA